CUCGAGUUAGCAGAGCACAACACUCUUAUUUACUAGCAUCAUCGCCUUUGCCCCUCCGUUCCAAUUUCGAAUUCAAAUUCCUUAACCCUCCUCCGUUCCCACCGCUGCCGCCUUCCUUCCUUCCUCCUCCUUCUGCAUCUAGCUUCCCAUCAAGUUACAGUACACCACUGUUCUUCUCGAUCCUCCUCCUCCUCCUCCUCCAAACUUCCUCCCCGAAAACCCUAACCGUCGCGCCAUCCAAUGACAGGUGUCGUCCCGCCGCCGGGAUCCGGCCGUGACCUCUCGAACCCACCUGCCGACGGUAUCUCUAAUCUCCGCUUCUCCAACCACAGUGACCACCUCCUCGUCUCCUCCUGGGACAAGAGCGUGAGGCUGUACGAUGCGAGUUCCAAUGUCUUGCGAGGAGAGUUCUCCCACGGUGGAGCCGUGCUUGAUUGCUGCUUCCACGACGACUCCUCUGGGUUUAGUGCUAGCGCCGACAAUCUAGUUCGCAGACUUGUUUUUAAUCAAGGAAAGGAAGAUGUUUUGGGGAAGCAUGAAGCACCAGUCCGUUGCAUAGAGUAUUCUUAUGCAUCAGGGCAAGUGAUUACUGGUAGCUGGGACAAAACAGUGAAGUGUUGGGAUCCCAGGGGAGCAAGUGGAAAAGAGCGCACUCUCAUCGGCUCGUAUGCACAGCCUGAAAGGGUUUACUCUCUAUCUCUUGUUGGAAACCGUGUAGUGGUAGCCACAGCAGGUAGACAUGUAAAUGUCUAUGAUUUGAGAAAUAUGUCUCAACCAGAGCAGCGAAGGGAAUCUUCAUUGAAAUAUCAAACACGAUGUGUGCGCUGCUACCCCAAUGGCACAGGAUAUGCUCUUAGUUCUGUAGAAGGGCGUGUAGCAAUGGAGUUCUUUGAUCUUUCAGAGGCAGCUCAAGCUAAAAAAUAUGCAUUCAAGUGCCAUCGGAAAUCUGAGGCUGGAAAGGACAUUGUAUAUCCUGUAAAUGCCAUUGCUUUUCAUCCUGUCUACGGUACAUUUGCAACUGGAGGCUGCGAUGGUUUUGUGAACGUCUGGGACGGUAACAACAAGAAGAGGCUGUAUCAGUACUCAAAGUACCCGUCGAGCAUUGCUGCACUUUCGUUCAGCAGAGAUGGCCGCCUAUUAGCUGUGGCAUCAAGCUACACAUUUGAAGAGGGAGAGAAACCCCACGAGCCAGAUUCGAUAUUUGUCCGCAGUGUGAAUGAAGUCGAAGUAAAGCCUAAGCCGAAGGUCUAUCCAAACCCUCCUGCAUGAGAAGAAAUUGUAUGACAAGGAUUGCUGUGUAGUAGUAUUAGUAGAAUUAGCAGUAUAAUGUGUUCUUCGCAUGAGCGCUUCAUUUACUCCUUGUGAAGCUGCCGGAGCUAAACAAGUCGCAUAACUGAAGCAGGUUAAUUUGUGAAUUACUUCAUGAAUCUUUUCCAGUGGUUUCCGUGCUGUGACAGUAAAAGUGUAUCGUUUGCCCUAAUCUUGAUGGUCACGUAAACAGUAUUCUAGUAUUCUUUUGAUCCCUCUCAUGGUUUACAACUUCUAAAUCGUAAUGGACUGGAAUGACAUGGUGAGCAAGGCUGUCUUAACAAAGGUUCUUUUCACUU
Molecule: messenger RNA, 1607 nt
Organism: Linum trigynum
Lineage: Eukaryota; Viridiplantae; Streptophyta; Magnoliopsida; Malpighiales; Linaceae
Source: the annotation of a GenBank genome assembly